AUUUGCGGCUUUAUGCCCAGAUCUGAAAAAAGAAAAACUUUAAAUUUACAUUGGUUCUAGGAACAGAUUCAAUAAUGAAUAAGACAUACAAGGGUUCUGACUCUUGUUACCUAGAUUGCUUGAAUAGGUUAUUCGAAAGUAUGAAAAGUACAGACAGUAUUUUUCCAAAAAAAAUACUCAUAAUUUUACUAAAAACCCACGAAAAAGAUAAUAGUUUUCUUAUCUAUUGUCACGUGACCCAAAACGCUUGGGAUUGGCGGAGCCUAAAAUGACGUCACACGCAAGGAAGCUUCCGGUUAAAGUGACAUUGCAUUGUAUCGUUUGACGUUUCAAUAACGGUCGUGUGACGUCACACACUAGUAAGACGCCAUAUUGAAAAGAGAAACGUUUUCGCGGCAACUUGAAAAUGGAGUUUUUGAUUUGGUUAUUUUUGCUGAAAUACACAACAGAAUGAUGAAUAUCCACUUUUUACGGACUCUAUAAACAUUAGUCAAUAACGUGAGAUCGUUUUCUAAAACUUGUCAAAUACCCAAUUAUGGUUUCAGCGCACCUCUCCCGAUCCUAGUUCUGUAUCAGUAGAGUAAAAUUUGUUUAGAAAUGCGGCGCGUGCGCUAUUGCGUAGAUUGUAUUUGAUUUAUCGAUUGUAUGAUUGUCACAUAGAUAGAGCGACGUUAGUUGUUGUGUAAGCUUAGUAUGAAAUAUUGCGGAUCGGCGGUGCCCGGUGUGCCCGUGCCGUCCGUCGGUACUUCCGCCACGUAGAGCUAAUUGAAACGCUUAUUGUAUUGUCGCGUAGAGAGCACUUUGUGAUAAGCAGUAGCUAGGCUGCCGUUAUCGAAAUCGUUUUUAUCACCUCUUCCUUUUGAUGGUUCUAUACUGUAGAUAUCUCUGUGUAAUCGUUUGUCGCAAUCCUGAUUUGAUAAUUUCUUUAAAGCGGUCCGAUUGCCAGUAUUGUAGAAAACAUGCGGGUUCCACUUUAAACUAACUACUUUUUAACAUAUCAUUUGUUAAGAUGACUGUCCUGCUAUUUCUUGACAACCCAAAUUCACAUUAAGUCAGUAUUUUGCCAUACUGACUCGACUCAGGGGCCAUACCAUCAACAUUUAAAAAGGUCUUAAUUAAAGAACGCAGAAUCGAAGCUUACAUUGCGGCCGACGAUGUUACACUUGAAGCAGCGUAGUCGUGUAGUGGAUGACGUUCAUGGUACGGCCCUAGCUCGGUAACAACCGAUCAGUUGCCGUCAUUAUUAGUCCCAGUUGUUCGUAAGAUGAGCCUGUAGCGACUCAUCGACCCGAAUUAGUAGAGGUCGUUGGCGUCGAUCAAUAUUCGUUAUUUUGCUGAUCCAUUUCAUUUUAGAGUAUAGAGUUCCGUAAUUCUAUCUGCAGACUUGUAUGGAUUCAAUUCACGUUUACUGCACGUUUAUUUUGAAUUGUGUAAUAUUAGGAAUUAGUUUUUAUAAUAUUAGUGCGGUAAGUUGGUUAUUGCAAACGAGUAGACAAAUGUUUGUAAAUACCAAUUCCGCACGAAUGUCAUACUACGUUAUUCAACAUAUUUGCGAGAGAACUGUAUACCUUGUAAAUGUGUAAUGAAGCAAAAAUUUUCUAUGAAAAUAAAUGGCAAGCAUUUCCAAUUGGCGCCUCUUGCGGGUGAUGAAAAUUAAAACUACAUCUUUCGUCUGUUUUUCUUUGUAUAGUGAUAUAAAAGUAUAGAAAAAAAAAAUACCCUAAAGGAUAUGCAGGCGCCAUGUAUGGGAGCGUGCGGUACAACGUUUUCCCGCACGCUCGGAUGUAUGUCUUGUAAUUUCGAAUUUUCGAACAAUGUAUACAACCUCCGUAAAUUCAUUUUUUGAGCAAGUGUGUUGAGCAGUAUAUUACAGCUUCUACUUAUAUUUGUUUGUUUGUAAUAAAUAAAUAACUACACCCAUGUGAAUUGUAAAAGUGCAUGAAUGUGCACGAUCCAACCAAAUUUAAGGAUGGUUGCAAUGUGUUAAUAAAAAGGUGAGGGUUUAGCUCGUGUAGAUUGAAUCGCUGUUGUUGUGUUAUUGUCGUGUGUUGAUUGUGGCGACUCGUGUUGCAGACUUCGGAGAGGAUGGGGACCCCGGCGAGGUCUAUUUCGACUACAACCGCAACAUUACGCUCAACUGCACCAUUCCUAGCCCUGACAAAACACAAUCCUAUGUGUGGAAGAAGAACGACGUGGGCGUGGAGCAGAUAGCGGAGCUGAAGGGGCGCUACAAGAUGCUGGAGGAGGGCGCGGUGUUCUCGCUGGGCCGCUCCGUGGAGGACGACUACGGCAACUACUCGUGCGCGCUCGGCGCCGAGGAGCGCGCCUGGGAGGUGCGCGGCCGGCCCGUCGCCAGGCUGCCCGACAACACCAACGUGGUCGAGGGGCAGAAGAUCAAGCUGCAGUGCAAGGUGACGGGCAAGCCAUACCCGGCGGUGUCGUGGUACUACAACUCGUCGGCGACCGCCAACUCGUCCCAGCCGCUGAAGGAGGGCUCGCGCGACGGGCGCGUCAAGCUGGAGAGCAACGAGCAGGGCAUCGAGGGCGGCGCGCUGGUGCUGGAGUCCGCGGCCCGCGGGGACGCCGGGUUCUACUCGUGCCGCGCCGGCGCCUCCAGCGACCACACGCAGCUGCGCGUCAAGGACAUGUACGCGGCGCUGUGGCCCUUCCUCGGCAUCUGCGCGGAGGUGUUCGUGCUGUGCGCCAUCAUCCUCGUCUACGAGAAGCGACGCACCAAGCCCGAGCUCGACGACUCCGACACCGACAACCACGACCAGAAGAAGUCGUAAGCCGGCGCACGCGUAGCUCCGCCCGCGCCCGCGCCCGCCCGCGCUACACUGCCAGCGAGGAUUGUUCCCCUUUAUUUUUAACCAAAUACCCCCUUUCGCUUAAUAUUUCCCGUUUAAUCGUUAACUUCCUCCGAGCGUAUUUAUGUAUAUAGUCUCGAACUAUCGAUCCUUACUAAUAUUAUAUUAUACAAUGGUACUACUAAUAUUCCCAUUCGCUGAUCGUUCCCGGAAGAUCGGUGGGAAGACUCUGAAAGCUUGGGAUUGAACUUAAGCGUGGUAUUCUAACCUUACGUGUGAGGUGCUGACACUAAAAAGCAGAUCUUCGGUAAAAAUAAGUCUCGUACUUCCUGUACCUCGAGGUUGAAUACUCCUUUUUCUACGCACUUACCCUGUACCUGUUUACCGUACCUAGCGAUUAGUACGGACGAAAUCUGCUUCUUGUGUCAGCAUUCAUUAUGUGGUAUGGAUUGAAAUGUGGGUUCGCAUUAUAUAAGUACAGAUGAAAAUUUGAAUUAUACCAAAUAAAAUAAUACCUUCUCGUUGCACACUGUUAGUGAGUAGCCAAUUUAAAAGUUUAAGGUGACUUAUGUUUAAUAUUUUUUAUUUUUCCAAAAUGUUAUCUAUCGUAUAAAAUUUAAAGAGUACCUAGCUAUAACAAUAAUAAAAAUCGUGUAUCUUAUUAUAGAAUAGUUGUAUUAUAGCUAAUGAUAAUAUUUCUUUUCAUCAAAAUCUUGUGAAAAGUGUAAAUGAUAGUGCAUCCCGCACAUGUUAUACUUGUUUGUUGAUAUUAUGCUUUGCGACGAAAUCUGCGACAUGUCAGCAGGGGCUAAGACCGUUACCACGGUAAUAAUAUCAUACAGUAUUCUAUCUUCAUACAAACGGUCGGAAAGCGAGUCAUACCUACGCCACUCGAGUUCGAUGGGCUCUCGGCGGGCACCCAGUCGCGAAUGCGCCGCCGCGCCGCAACGACGACCGAACGGUCUGAAUUGUUUUUUAUGCAGUUAGCCGUGCUUAAACGUGCGUUUUGUAUUGUAAAUAUUUGAUUUAAUUAAGUAGAUACCUACAUAAUUUUGUAUAGAAAAGAACAAACGACGAUCAAUAUCGUACAACAGCACAAUUGCUGUUUUUGGUUGCUUGAACUCUUUAAUAACACACCCAGAGAUAUCAUUUUUUAAAUUACCUGAAAUAUUGGAAAGGUGUCUUGCCUUUAUAGAAUAUUUUUAUAUACCUAUCUACUAGUACGUUAUUUGUUUCUAAUAUUUAGGUAUUUCGGUUUUUCCAUCAGGCAAAAUAUCUGGAAUAAUAUAUAAAUAAGUGGUUAGGAUGAAAAAAGAGACAAACGAGUAAUCUACCUACACUCGCGUUAAAAACAAAACUACAUAAAAUACUGUAGGCUGGCGGCCCUACCGCGUGCCAACGCAGCGCUCGGUGUAGGCAUUUAUUUUCAAGGACAGGGCGGAGUCACAAUACUGUAUAGAUAAUAUUACCGUGCCGUUACCUUUCAGAAAUGCUUAUAAUGCU
Molecule: messenger RNA, 4310 nt
Organism: Chilo suppressalis (striped riceborer)
Lineage: Eukaryota; Metazoa; Arthropoda; Insecta; Lepidoptera; Crambidae
Source: the annotation of a GenBank genome assembly